Molecule: messenger RNA, 750 nt
Organism: Sphaerodactylus townsendi
Lineage: Eukaryota; Metazoa; Chordata; Lepidosauria; Squamata; Sphaerodactylidae
Product: ras-like protein family member 11A-like
Exons: 1
Coding region: 181-477 (98 amino acids)
Molecular function (GO): GTP binding; GTPase activity
Source: RefSeq, a predicted model, not a curated record
UGAUUGCAGGAUGAGAGCGACAACAUCUGCUGCCAGGAACAGAUCAACCGCUCCAUCUACUGGGCCGACGGUUUUGUCUUUGUCUACUCCAUCACGGACUACAACAGCUACCGCGUCAUCCGCCCCUUGCACCAGCAUGUCCGCAAGAUCCAUCCCAACGCCAACAUCCCACUGCUGCUGAUGGCCAACAAAGGAGACCUCUUGCGAGCCAGGCAGGUGUCCACCAAAGAGGGCCACCAGCUGGCCAACGAACUGGGCUGCACCUACUCCGAAGUGUCCGCGCGGGAGAACUGUGAGGGGGUGCACGAAGCCUUUCAGCAGCUUUGCCAGGAGAUGAGCCGGAUGAUCGGCAGCUGCAACGGGGAGAAACGGAGAGGGCUCCACCUGGUCCGACCGAAAUCCCCAAAUAUGCAGGACUUGAAAAGGCGACUCAAACAGGCUUUGUCUUCCAAAGGGAAAUCGGCCACAAUGCUCUGAUGUAGCUUAGUGGGAGGGGCUGGGGGGAAGAGAGUGAUGAUUUGUAUUUAUACCUAUUUAUGACGUUUCUGUGCCGGCACCUUUUGGUGUGAUAGCAUUCCUUUUGAUGAGGAUGAUUCGAAGGUGGGUGGCAAACUUUAGAAGCUACGGCUCAUUCCACACAUGCAGAAUAAUGCACUUUCAAACUGCUUUCAGUGCUCUUUGAAGCUGUGCGGAAUAGCAAAAUCCACUUGCAAACAGUUGUGAAAGUGGUUUGAAAACACAUUAUUUUGC